This is a messenger RNA of Cariama cristata (Red-legged seriema), 2208 nucleotides long. It is a transcript of the gene PRKCZ, whose product is annotated as protein kinase C, zeta. The coding region runs from base 1 to 1779 and encodes 592 amino acids. NCBI's taxonomy places the organism in Eukaryota, Metazoa, Chordata, Aves, Cariamiformes, Cariamidae. Gene Ontology annotation, molecular function: protein serine/threonine kinase activity; ATP binding; protein binding. The record is from RefSeq and is a predicted model, not a curated record. The transcript is spliced from 18 exons. Gene Ontology annotation, biological process: protein phosphorylation.
AUGCCUAGCAGAAUGGGCUCAAAAAUUGAUUUGAACAAAGACUUCAUCAGAGUAAAAACACACUACAGUGGGGACAUCCUGAUAACAAACUUGGAUGCAUCAAUGAGCUAUGAUGAGCUGUGUGAUGAAGUGCAUGAGAUGUGUAAUUUACAACAGGAACAGCCAAUUACCCUCAAGUGGAUUGAUGAUGAAGGUGACCCAUGUACCAUCUCAUCUCAGAUGGAACUGGAAGAAGCCUUCCGUUUGUAUUGUCAGAACAGAGAUGAAGGACUGAUUAUUCAUGUUUUCCCAAGUAUUCCAGAGAAACCCGGCAUGCCUUGUCCAGGAGAAGACAAAUCAAUCUACCGCCGUGGAGCCAGAAGAUGGAGGAAGCUGUACCGAGUGAAUGGGCAUUUGUUUCAAGCCAAACGUUUUAACAGAAGAGCGUAUUGUGGCCAGUGCAGUGAAAGGAUAUGGGGUCUCGGAAGGCAAGGCUACAAGUGUAUCAACUGCAAAUUGUUGGUCCAUAAACGUUGUCAUAUACUUGUUCCACUGACCUGCAAAAGGCAUAUGGAUUCGGUCAUGCCUUCCCAGGAACCUCAGUUAGAUGAUAAAAAUGAUGAAGUUGACCUCCCUUCAGAAGAAACUGAUGGAAUUCCCUACAUUCCUUCAAACCGGAAACAUGACAACAUCAAAGAUGACUCUGAGGAUAUCAAACCAGUCAUUGAUGGAAUGGAUGGAAUUAAGAUUUCUCAGGGUCUUGGACUACAGGACUUUGAUUUAAUCAGAGUUAUCGGACGUGGAAGUUACGCCAAAGUCCUUUUAGUUCGGUUAAAAAAGAAUGAUCAAAUUUAUGCUAUGAAAGUAGUGAAAAAAGAAUUGGUCCAUGAUGAUGAGGAUAUUGAUUGGGUACAGACAGAGAAACAUGUGUUUGAACAGGCAUCCAGUAACCCAUUCCUAGUUGGUUUACAUUCAUGCUUUCAAACAACAAGUCGAUUGUUUCUUGUCAUAGAGUAUGUAAAUGGGGGAGAUCUUAUGUUUCAUAUGCAACGGCAAAGGAAACUUCCUGAAGAACACGCAAGGUUUUAUGCUGCUGAAAUUUGUAUUGCUCUAAACUUCCUACAUGAAAGAGGCAUAAUCUACAGAGAUUUAAAACUAGACAAUGUUCUUCUAGAUGCAGAGGGUCAUAUCAAAUUAACAGAUUAUGGCAUGUGCAAGGAAGGUUUGGGCCCUGGUGACACUACAAGCACUUUCUGUGGGACACCAAAUUAUAUUGCACCAGAGAUCCUCAGAGGAGAAGAAUAUGGGUUCAGUGUGGACUGGUGGGCUCUCGGUGUGUUGAUGUUUGAAAUGAUGGCAGGAAGGUCUCCGUUUGAUAUUAUUACUGACAAUCCAGACAUGAACACUGAAGAUUACCUCUUCCAAGUUAUCCUUGAGAAGCCAAUCCGGAUUCCAAGGUUUCUUUCUGUCAAGGCUUCCCAUGUGUUAAAAGGAUUUUUAAACAAGGAUCCCAAAGAAAGGCUUGGUUGUCAGCCGCAGACAGGAUUUUCUGAUAUCAAGUCUCAUACAUUUUUCCGCAGCAUAGACUGGGAUCUGCUGGAAAAGAAGCAAGCAACCCCUCCAUUUCAGCCUCAGAUCACAGACGAUUAUGGUCUGGAUAACUUUGAUACACAGUUCACCAGCGAACCUGUGCAGCUAACCCCAGAUGAUGAAGAUAUAAUAAAGCGAAUAGAUCAGUCAGAAUUUGAAGGAUUUGAAUAUAUUAAUCCAUUGUUGCUGUCAACAGAAGAAACGGUAUGAAGGAGUGACAUCUUUGUUGUGGACAAUGUGAAUGACGUUUUAAAUUUAUCCUUAACUACAGUAUAUGCAUGCGAGGCUGGGGAACUGUAAGAUUUUGGACGGAGACCAAUGAUUUAAAAAGACAAAACAAAAAAUUUGCUGCUGAAAAUCAAAGAAGAGAAUAAUGAUUUUGGUGGGUGUCUUCUGCCACUUAGUGAUUCUUAAUUUCUGGGCACUGACACAGCUGGCUUCAUUAAUGAAGGAAUUUGCAUUUUGUGCCUGUUUCAUGAAGGAUUGAAAUGUUCAUUGCAUCCCUGGAAAAGGAGAUACUGAAAGACUUUGAGAUCCACAUACUUUCUACAAACACUUGAUGCAAUGAGCUACCAAUUGAAGAAUAUUACAGUGUAACAUCCUGAAGAAUAAAAUAUAUUACGGUGGUGUUGAAGCUUA